AAUUGAUAGGUGUUUAUUAAUAAAAUUUACGGAGUAAUAUAUUUUGUAUUAACUACUCCAACAAUCUAUAUAAAAAUUAUCAACUUAAUAUGAAACAAAACUAGUAAAAUAUAAGACGUAGAAUUGUAAAAUAAAGCCACCCCUAUUCACAAAAAGAAAAAACAACCAAAAUCCAAAAGACAUCCCACUAGAAGUCUAGAAUCUAUCAUUAAACAUACCAUGGGCCAUGCUCAAGUCAUUAUUAAAACUUCAAAUAACAACACGCUCUCUUAUUGUCAUUUUCAUUACCAAGGAUGAGACACACAUUCUAAAAUUCAAUGCUCAAACAAAAAAAAGUUCAACCAAGAAUAUUUAUAAUUUUAUAUAACUAGUAGUUCAUAAUUAGUGCAAAUUCUUUCUUCUCAUCCCACUAUUUCUCAAAUGAUUUGGCACGUGAACUUCAGAAGCUACUGGAAGUCCAAUUUUGAGCCUCCAUAGUCCACACCACUCAUUUUCUCUUUUCAUAAUUUCUCUCUCUUCUCUCAAUUCAAUUCCUGGUUAUUUUCUGCAAAAUGGGUUUCUUUUCAUUUCGCAAUUUGUGUUUUUUCAUCUUCUUCUGUUGCUCUACCUCUACACUUACAGGAGCAUACGAUCCUCUCGAUCCAAAUGGGAACAUUACCAUCAAGUGGGAUAUCAUAAAUUGGACUCCUGAUGGUUAUGUUGCUGUGGUUACACUCUACAACUUCCAGAAGUACCGCCACAUUCAAGCACCCGGGUGGCAACUUGGAUGGACUUGGGCGAAAAAGGAGGUUAUUUGGAAUAUGUUGGGAGGCCAAGCAACAGAGCAAGGGGACUGUUCAAAAUUUAAGGGCAAUAUUCCACAUUGCUGUAAGAAGGAUCCAACCAUUGUAGACUUGAUGCCUGGGACUCCUUACAACCAGCAAGCUGCUAACUGCUGUAGGGGAGGAGUGCUGAGUUCAUGGGUGCAAGAUCCUCCAACUGCGAUUAGUUCAUUUCAGAUUAGUGUGGGACAAGCAGGCACCACUAACAAAACAGUCAAAGUGCCAAAGAAUUUCACCCUAAAGGCACCUGGACCUGGUUACACUUGUGGACCGGGAAAGAUUGUUAAACCCAGCAAAUUCAAAUCCCAAGAUGGGAGGAGAUCCACUCAAGCUUUAAUGACAUGGAAUGUGACAUGUAUGUAUUCUCAGUUCCUUUCCCAGAAAACUCCCACGUGCUGUGUAUCUCUUUCAUCCUUCUACAACGAUACUAUAAUAUCUUGCCCAACAUGCAGCUGUGGCUGUCAGAACAAUGCCUCCAACCCAGGAAGCUGCGUAGAACCGAACAACCCAUAUUUGGCUUCAGUUGUUUCUCCUGCACAAUCGAACAAAAACAGUAUCUUGCCACCUCUGGUUCAAUGCACUAGCCAUAUGUGUCCAGUUCGGAUUCACUGGCAUGUCAAAACUAACUACAAAGAAUAUUGGCGAGUGAAAGUUACAAUUACAAACUUUAACUAUAGGAUGAAUUACUCAAACUGGAACUUGGUUGUGCAACAUCCUAACUUUGACAAUUUGACCGAAAGUUUCAGCUUCAGUUACCAACCACUAACUCCUUACUCGAGUAUAAAUGAUACUGCUAUGCUAUGGGGAAUUAAGUUCUAUAACGAUUUUCUUAUGCAAGCUGGUCCAUUAGGCAAUGUUCAGUCUGAAUUACUCUUUCAAAAAGACAAGUCUACUUUUACUUUCGAAAAGGGUUGGGCUUUCCCUCGCAGGAUCUACUUCAAUGGUGACAAUUGUGUCAUGCCACCUCCUGAUACCUACCCAUGGUUGCCAAAUGCCAGUCCUCGGCCAUAUAUCUCUCUAUUAACUACAACAUUGACAUUAUUAUCAACCCUGGCAUUCUUAUAUACUCAUGCUUAAGAGUCUUGACCUUUUUCUCGGAGCACGUAGAUAUAACAUGGAAAUUCGGAAUGGAUUUUUAUUUCAAUACUUGGCUUUGAAGACUGAGUGGGAGGCCUGUUGAAGAUCAGCUGCACGAUCACCCUUCAGGGGUGUAGUCUGCUUGCUAUUUGUCUGAUGAUUAGGUUGGUGCAUUCAUUGCCAAUUGGUUUUCAUUCUUUUGUAAUUCUCGGGUUUAUUAAUGUAUUAAUCAUCCUUUUCUGUAUAUUUCUUGUAUUACAAAAAACUUACAGUUGUUACAAAAAUUGCCUACCACACAAUGGAACUUAAUUCUAACUUAUA
Messenger RNA from Chenopodium quinoa (quinoa), 2219 nucleotides. RefSeq names its product COBRA-like protein 1. Gene Ontology annotation, cellular component: plasma membrane. Bases 552 to 1898 code for a protein of 448 amino acids. The transcript is spliced from 6 exons. The record is from RefSeq and is a predicted model, not a curated record. Lineage: Eukaryota; Viridiplantae; Streptophyta; Magnoliopsida; Caryophyllales; Amaranthaceae. Gene Ontology annotation, biological process: cellulose microfibril organization; plant-type cell wall cellulose biosynthetic process.